UUGUGCUAAAGGAAGUGUCCUCCAUGGUGUCAUUGUAGGACUGCCGAGGUUGAACAUCAGAAAUAAGCGAUGUCUGGUUACACACCAGACGAGAAGCUCCGUCUGGAGCAGCUUCGAAAGCUCCGGAGACAGUGGCUGAAGGACCAGGAGCUCAGCCCGAGGGAGCCCGUGGUACAAGCCAAACCUCCGGGCCCCGUCGCCAGAUUCUGGGCUGGCUUUCUGGAGCCCAAGAGCCUGUGGAGGCUUUACACCUACAAAGCAUACCAAGGUGGAGUUUUCACAUUAACGCGCCUGUUGAUUCCUGCUUGGAUUGUUCACUACUGUGUGAAAUACCAUAUUUCUCAAAGGCCAUAUGGCAUUGUGGAGCUGAAACCCAAGCUGUUCCCUGGUGAUACCAUCCUGGAGACGGGUGAAGUUGUUCCAGAUCUCCCCGAGAGCCAUGGUCAUCACUGAAGUUGGAUUAAUUCAUUGAUUUGCUGUUGUAAAAACUGUGUAUAUGCCAAUAAAAUAUUACAAAGGUA
Messenger RNA from Plectropomus leopardus (leopard coralgrouper), 521 nucleotides. It is a transcript of the gene ndufb6, whose product is annotated as NADH:ubiquinone oxidoreductase subunit B. Gene Ontology annotation, cellular component: respiratory chain complex I. Lineage: Eukaryota; Metazoa; Chordata; Actinopteri; Perciformes; Serranidae. Gene Ontology annotation, biological process: mitochondrial ATP synthesis coupled electron transport; mitochondrial electron transport, NADH to ubiquinone. The record is from RefSeq and is a predicted model, not a curated record.